This is a messenger RNA of Hypomesus transpacificus, 2981 nucleotides long. Its product is annotated as galaxin. The transcript has 12 exons. NCBI's taxonomy places the organism in Eukaryota, Metazoa, Chordata, Actinopteri, Osmeriformes, Osmeridae. Bases 37 to 777 code for a protein of 246 amino acids. The record is from RefSeq and is a predicted model, not a curated record.
UUGCAUAAACUGUGGGACUACUCUGAAGGGUUCACAAUGAAACAGUGGAAUGUGAUGUCAUGUAUGUUAGUUAUACUGUUCCUGGUUCUUCAGCGUUGCAGCACAGCUGAACAGAAUAUGUUUCAGCUUGAUGUCCAUGACAAUCCCAGGCACUGUGAGAAUCUGCACCUGGAAUGUGGCUUUGGACAGUUUUUCCACCCCAACAAUGCCACCUGUUGUGAAGGGCACUUAACUUUUGGGUUGAGCCAGGGUGCAUCGCAGUGCUGUCGGGACCAAGCCUACAACCCUCUCAACGAACAUUGUUGCAAUGGCAGGGUGCACAUCAAGCCUAAGGGUCAAGUCGACUGCUGUGGUUCAGAGCUGUGGGACCAACACACCCAGCUGUGCUGCGGUAAAGAGAGGAAACUGCUGGACAGAAUGACUGUACACAGCAAAUGCUGCGGAGUCGUUCGAUUUGACAAACGGAACGAGACUUGCAACGACACCUUGGAUGUGGAGCCCCGUACUUGCGGCACAGAGUCCUGGGACGCAGAGAAACAGUUGUGCUGCGGCCCUGAACAAAAGAUACUGAACAAAAUUAAUGAUCAGAAUCUAUGCUGCAGCUAUGAUCAAUACGACCCCAAAACACAGUGUUGCACCAACAACUUGAAGGUGGUGUCCCUACAUGAACUGAAAAUCCAGUCCACUGCAGGACUUGAUGCUAAACUGGAAACCUGUGAACCUAAUGAUGUAUCCAGAAAUACAGAGCUGACUCAGGUAAAUCAAAUCUUCAGCUGAAUUCUGUCCUAACCACUCUCUUUACACACUUACCGUGGCCCUAUACAUUCCAGUCAUCGCACAAGCAUUCAUACAAUCUAGUUUACGUAGUAAUCUCCAGGAUUUGCAACAAUGAGGCUAGAUGUAAAUAUAGUGAGUAAGUGCUACUGGCUAUUGCAUCCUUUUAUGAAAAUAUAUUGUUGGAAUGUUUUCAUGCUUUACUGGACAGUUUUUUGAUGAUGUGUGAAAUGAAAGGCAGGGAAAGAGAGAGAGGGAGAGGGGGGAAACACAUGCAAAAAGGGCCAAGGUCAGAUUUGAAGCCAGAUCUUGUAGGGAUCACAGGGAAGAACAGGGCAGAUCCAGUACAGCCGAGUGGGGCAGAACACAGGUGAAGCUUGUAAAGGUUCUCAACUGAGGGAAGUGGUCGAAGGCUGAAUUCAGUCUGAGGUAGUUACUGAGUCUACUCUGCUUUCAUUUCGUAACUGGUGAAAGUUCUUUGGAUACACUAUUUGUGACCUCAAAGUAACUGCUGCGAUCAAGCCCCGCCCUGCCUAUUUCAUCUGGCGUGGCCACUGUUCUCUGUGUGUGUGUGUUUGACGGAGAACUUCCAUUCUUUCGUGUAACUUGUGCUGGGCACUCGACUGCCAUUGCUCAGACCAACCACGUUGGGUAACCAGGGAGAUCACAUCUGUGAAAAGGACAACAACCAUCCUCAAUCUGAGACCUGCUGCAAUGGACACAAGCACAAGACUAUCAGGACCACAUGCUGUGGAACUAAGGACUACAACUACUCAGACCUACAACUAAAGUGCUGUCACGGCAUUCUGUAUAACCUCACCGUCUUGGGCUGGAACCCACAGAAGGCCCAAUGCUGCGGGAGUCUUCUGCUGAAGGAACGAUCUAACUCCACCCAGGAAUGCUGCAUCUCCUCCCAAGGCAGGUCCCUUGCUUACAAAGCCCAGCCAGGACUUUCCUGCUGCGGACACCACUACUACAACACCUCCCUGUGGUCAUGCAUUUCGGAGUCCCUGUUUCCAUUGUGCUCAAGACAGAGAUCCGGCCUGAAAACUGGAGCAAAUAACCAUAGAGGGUCUCAACUGACUGGGAUACAACUUGUAAGGCUAGUGGACUUUCCUCGUCUGGAGCUUUGUGGAAAAGUGUUCCUAGGGACAGUGAAGUCAGCAAAGGACAACAAUCGCUAUGUAGAAAUGGUGAACAUGCUUCAAAUAAACGGGAUGGGAGAGGCUCGAGUCAUGACUAACUCUCCACCAGUUCACUUGCGCCUCUCUGACUCUUCUCGUCUGUUGAUUGGGAAGAUGUACAUGUGGAGUCAAAAUAAGACAUACUUCUCUGAGCUCAAUGAUCUCUCCUCUAUUCACUUCCUCUUCUCCAGGUGCAAUGGCAAGCACUGACCUUCAGCCAACUUCACCAAGUAAUGAAAAAAAUAAAUAAUUACAUUUGUUAAAUGACAAGAUAAGCCCCGAACCCACAUAUGUUUUAAUUAUAUGGUAGGUAGUUUGUGAUAUCAAACGUUUAGGCUAAUGCUACUUAACAAAUGUCUCAAUCUAAAUCACCCCAAUGGAAUGAUCAUAGUCACAUAAAUACAUAGCAGGCUUUAUAGAACAGACCCCUGGAAUCUGUAUGUUUAGAGAAUCCUAAUUAUGUUUUUUUUAUAUAUACAGCAAAGGUAUGCUACUCCCCCCCCCCCCCCCAGUAUAUGAUUUAGGAUCAUAUACUGUAUUUGCAGGAAGCUAUAUGAGAAAGUAAACAAGUCACGGUGUUGAAUGUAAACAAGUUUGAUAUUGCUGGUCAUUUUGCAGGAUCCUCUAGUUGGCCAGUUUUGAAGUAGAAGUCAUCAGAUGAUUUGCAACAUUGAACCAUAUUUAAGUUGAACAGUCAGUUCUCCAUCUCCUCAGGUCAAUUAAAAUAUUUUGUGGUGUUCCUGCCCAUGAAAAAAAGUUUGGGUGGUGUUUACAAUCAUUCAGGGAACACAAUAGUUUAUCUAUUAUCUCUCAAGUGUAUGUAUGUUUUUAUAUGUUCUCUUUUGACGCACUGUAUUGUACAUUAAUAUUAAAUUACUCCACGUCCAGUACUGUGAAAGUUGCCAAAGGUGUGCUUUUAUUAUAUAGCCUAUAUAUUGUAAGAUGUACCUAUGUGUGAGUAUAUACAAUAUAACCCAGAUAGGUUGUCUUGUAUUGCCACUAGACAAUAAAGCCUUGUUUAAU